Truncatella angustata is the source of this 1413-nucleotide messenger RNA. RefSeq lists its product as uncharacterized. The record is from RefSeq and is a predicted model, not a curated record. The transcript has a single exon. Gene Ontology annotation, molecular function: UDP-glycosyltransferase activity. Lineage: Eukaryota; Fungi; Ascomycota; Sordariomycetes; Amphisphaeriales; Sporocadaceae. The coding region runs from base 1 to 1413 and encodes 470 amino acids.
AUGACGAUCAACCACAGCGGUCAAGUCAACGGGCUACCCAACAUGACGAAAGACACAAGGAAGCCGCUGCUGGUUAUGUCUGCAGGACCCAUCAUGGGCCACUCAGCGCCGAUGUUCCAUAUUGCUCGGGAGAUGAUCAAACGCGGGUUUGAGGUCAUAUUCAUGACGGCGCCAGACCAGAAGGAAAACGCGGAGAAGGUGGGCGCCGAAUACUAUGAGACAUCAUCUUUCUUCCCACCGGGUACCAUUGAAAGCAGAGACGCUGUCCCAGUCGGAAUUGAAAGACUCAUCUACGAUAUGGAGAGUAUUUUUCUACCUAACCUGGCUCCGCGGGCAGCCAACUUCCGUUCACUAUUGGAGAUGGUCCGCGAGCGAGAUGCAGAUCGCGACGUCGUCAUUGUCGCGGAAACAGUGUCAUUUGCGGCGAUCAGCUUUAUGUAUGGUGCACCGUUGCCCAAGGGUUACGAUACGUUUCCAAAGGUCAUCAACAUCAAUGUCGUCCCUCUCCUAUCGUCCAGUGAUGACAUUGCACCAUUCGGGCCUGGUCUUCCUCCGGACUCGACUGAGUCUGGCCGGGCCAGGAACAGGCUACUGAACCAGCUGAUGUACUACCAAGGGCCGUUUGCAUCUAUCAACGAACAUUUCCACCAAAUUCUCAAGGAUGUUGGCUGCACAAGUGUACCCAAACAGUUCAUGUUCGAUGCCUGGGCCGAGUCGUAUGACACGUGUUUCCAGAUGUGCAGCCCAAGUCUUGAAUAUCCUCGGUCAGACCUCCAUCCGUCGGUUCGUUAUGCUGGUGCAUUACCUAAGAGAGGCAUUGCUCCCAACUACAAAUACCCAUCGUGGUGGUCCGAAAUCACCGAGAAUGCCGCGCUCCCUAUAGACUCCCCACACAGGAAGAAGGUUAUCCCGGUGGCCCAGGGUACCGCCUCUAUCGAUUACACUGAUCUGAUUAUUCCCGCCAUCAAGGCGCUCGGUCAAAAAUCGAACGUUAUCGUUAUAGCCAUCUUAGGUGUCAAGGACGCAACCCUGCCUGCCGACCUGGAGAUUUCUCCCAACGUCCGCGUGGUCGAUUUCCUUCCUUAUGACGCUGCCCUCGAGUACGCGGAUGUCUUCGUCAGCAAUGGCGGUUACGGUGGGAUGACCCAUAGUGUCAUCAAUGGCGUGCCUAUGGUUGUAGCUGGCAUCUCAGAGGACAAAGUAGAGGUGACAGCAAGAGCAGAGUACGCCGGUUUUGCCAUUAACCUCAAAACUCAAACCCCAACAGCUGAGCAGAUCGCUGGUGCUGUUGAUAAGAUUUUUGGAGAGCCCAAGUACAAGCGUAAAGCUCUGAGGCUAAAGCAAGAGAACGAGGACCUGGACAGCCUGUCAAUCAUUGAGAGGGAAAUAAUCAAGUAUUCGAGAAAGGGCUGA